AUGAAGCCCUCCAACGCGCGGCUGCCCAUCAUCCGCAUCGCAAAGGGCACUUUCUACCGGCGCCACCCCAACGCACUCUCGGAGCACCCCAACCCGUCGCUCUUUAGCGACUUGACCUUUGAGCUGCCCUCGAGCGCCGCCGCGCCACAGCAGCACUGGUGCAUCGUCGGCUCCUCCCUCUCCGGCAAGACGACGCUCCUGCAGGCCCUCCGCGGACGCUUCAUCUGCGACCCGCCAACGGCGCGGUCCUACCCCUACCUGUCCUCGGACGCCGUGUCGACGCGCCUCCGGAGCCCCAACCGCGCCAUCCAGUACGUGGGCUUCGACGCCGACGGCUCUGCGUCGGCCACCGCCACCUCGGCGUUCCUGUCCGCCCGCUACGAGUCGCACCGCGAAAUUACCGACUUUUCGCUGCGCGACUUCUUGCUCGGCAACACGGAGCUCAACCCGCUCGAGACGUCGCUGGACGGCACCGUCUUCCCCGCGCUGCUGGACCGCGUCGUGGCGGACCUCAAGCUGCACCACCUGCUCGAUCUUCCGGUGACGUUUCUCAGCAAUGGCCAGGGUAGACGGGCGCGCAUCGCGCGGGCGCUGCUGACGCAGCCCGAGGUGCUGUUGCUGGACGAGCCGUUCAUGGGUCUUGACCCCCCGACGGUGUCGGGGCUCAGCCCGCUGCUGCAGUCGCUCUCAGAAAAGGCGGGCCCGAGGUUGAUUCUGAGCGCGAGGCCACAGGACCCGCUGCCGGAAUGGAUCACGCACUUGAUCUACCUGCGCAGCGACUGUCAGAUUGGAUCCAUGGGCCCCAAGGGCGUUGUGCUGGAUGGGCUGCGUAGGUAUGUCCAGGGCGUGCAGGCCGGUACGUUGGCCGAAGACAAGAAGAUGCCACUGCAGACCUUGGCCGAGGUUGGCAAGGUCCUCUCCUCUACGGGCCCUUCCUCUACAGCGAACAGCAAAGGCGCCACGAUACAAGAGUCUACCUCGAACGCGGAGCCUCUGGUGGAAAUGGACGGCUGCAAAAUCAGCUACAAGGACAAGGUCGUGCUAGGAAACUGGACACAGCAGAUAGACGGCCAAGACAAGCAGGGCCUCGUGUGGACCGUCCGCCGCGGCGAGCGCUGGGGCGUCUUUGGUCCCAACGGCUCUGGAAAGACCACCAUUGUCUCCAUGCUCAGCUCCGACCACCCCCAGACAUACUCGCAGCCCGUCAAGCUCUUUGGACGCUCGCGCAUCCCCGAGCCCGGCUCCGCCCAGAGGCCGCUCACGUUUUGGGAUAUCCAAGCCCGUGUGGGACACUCGAGCCCCGAGGUGCAUCAGCACAUGCCUCGCGGGCACUCCAUCCGCGCGGUUGUGGAGAAUGCGUGGGCGCUGACAUUUGGCACAAAGGCCACGUUGGACGCAGCCUCGAAACGAAAGGUUGACGUGGCGCUGCGCUGGUUUGCGCCGGAGCUGCGACCCGUCAGCGGCGCCGGCACGACAGCCGGCCAAGAGGAUGACCUCAAGUGGGCAGACGACUACAUGUUUGGCGAAAUGUCGUUUAGUGCGCAGCGCGUGGCGCUGUUUAUCCGCUCCAUGAUCAAAGGCGCAGACAUUGUCGUCCUGGAUGAGGCGUUUAGCGGCAUGGACGAUGCCGUGCGCGACAAGUGCAGCCUGUUUCUUACCGCGGGCGAGACUAGAACCAUUGCUGACGGCAAGGUUGUGGAGAGUCAAAUUUCACAGACGGAUGACGUGGCCGUGGGCGGCUUGACGGACCAGCAGGCGCUCAUCUGUAUUGCCCACAUCAAAGAAGAAGUGCCCGACUGCGUGCGCGAAUGGAUCUGCCUGCCAGAGGCCAACACUGGUCUCCCAGCGCGAUUUGGCCGACUAGAAGGCCCAUUGAGGAGCGAUGACAGCCGAUGGCAGUCGAUCUGGGGGUUCGCAUCUGAAUAG
Cordyceps militaris CM01 is the source of this 1926-nucleotide messenger RNA. RefSeq names its product ABC transporter-like protein. The coding region runs from base 1 to 1926 and encodes 641 amino acids. Lineage: Eukaryota; Fungi; Ascomycota; Sordariomycetes; Hypocreales; Cordycipitaceae. The transcript has a single exon. Gene Ontology annotation, molecular function: ATP hydrolysis activity; ATP binding. The record is from RefSeq and is a predicted model, not a curated record. Gene Ontology annotation, cellular component: mitochondrion.